Messenger RNA from Cynocephalus volans (Philippine flying lemur), 2668 nucleotides. RefSeq names its product MLX interacting protein like (gene MLXIPL). Gene Ontology annotation, biological process: positive regulation of transcription by RNA polymerase II. Lineage: Eukaryota; Metazoa; Chordata; Mammalia; Dermoptera; Cynocephalidae. Gene Ontology annotation, cellular component: RNA polymerase II transcription regulator complex. The transcript has 17 exons. The record is from RefSeq and is a predicted model, not a curated record. Gene Ontology annotation, molecular function: DNA-binding transcription factor activity; protein dimerization activity. The coding region runs from base 1 to 2580 and encodes 859 amino acids.
AUGGAGAUGGCGGGUACGCGGGCAGGUCUGGUCGCAGGCUUGCCGGUCCCGCGGGUCGUCCCCAGCCCGGACUCAGAUUCGGACACAGACUCGGAGGACCCGAGUCCUCGGCGCAGCGCGGGCAGCCUGCUCCGCUCUCAGGUCAUCCACAGCGGUCACUUCAUGGUGUCGUCCCCGCACAGCGACUCUCUGACCCGUCGGCGCGACCAGGAGGGGCCUGUAGGGCUCACCGACUUCGGGCCGCGCAGUAUCGACCCUACACUCACCCGCCUCUUCGAAUGCUUGAGCCUGGCUUACAGUGGCAAGCUGGUCUCUCCCAAGUGGAAGAAUUUCAAAGGCCUCAAGCUGCUCUGCCGAGACAAGAUCCGACUCAACAACGCCAUCUGGAGGGCCUGGUAUAUCCAGUAUGUGGAGCGGAGGAAGAGCCCCGUGUGCGGCUUCGUGACUCCCCUGCAGGGGCCUGAGGCUGAUGAGCACCGGAAACCAGAGGCCGUCGUCCUGGAGGGGAAUUACUGGAAGCGACGCAUCGAGGUGGUGAUGCGCGAGUACCACAAGUGGCGCAUCUACUACAAGAAGCGGCUCCGUAAGUCCAGCAGGGAAGGGGAUCUCCUGGCCCCUAAGCAGGCGGAAGGGGGGUGGCGGCCGCCAGAGCGAUGGUGCCAGCAGCUCUUCUCCAGCGUGGUGCCUGUGCUGCUGCGGGGCCCAGAGGAGGAGCCUGGCGGGCGGCAGCUCCUGGACCUCGAUUGUUUCUUGUCCGACAUCUCCGACACCCUCUUCACCAUGACUCAGCCCAGCCCCUCGCCCCUGCAGAUGCCCCCCGAGGAUGCCUACGUGGGCAAUGCUGAUAUGAUCCAGCCAGACCUGACGCCUCUGCAGCCCAGCCUGGAUGACUUCAUGGAGAUCUCAGAUUUCUUCACCAGCUACCGCUCCCCACAGACGCCCAUGCCUUCGAACUUCCCGGAGCCCCCCAGCUUCAGCCCCACAGCUGACUCCCUCUUCAGCAGUGGGAUCCUGGGCCCAGAGGUGCCCCCGGCCUCCACGAGCAUGGCCCACCUCUCAGGACAUAACCGCUUGCAGGCUCGGAACAGCUGCCCUGGUCCCUUGGACUCUAGUGCCUUCCUGAGCUCUGAUUUCCUCCUUCCUGAAGAUCCCAAGCUCAAGCUCCCACCACCUCCUGCACCCCCACCUCUCCUCCAAUACCCUCCCCCUACCAAGGUGCCAGGCCUGGAGCCCUGCCCCCCACCUACUUUCCCUCCCAUGGCUCCUCCUGUGGCUGUGCUGCAGGAAGAGCCUCUCUUCUCUCCCAGGUUCCCCUUCCCUAGUGUCCCUCCUGCCCCAGGAGUGUCCCCACUGCCCAUUCCCACAGCCUUCCCACUCACCCCACAGGCUGUCCCAGGCCCUGUCCCCACCCCCUAUCCCAUAGAGCUGCUACCCUCAGGGUAUCCGGAGCCUGCAUUUGGGCCUUGCUUCUCCGUGCCGCAGGGCGUGCGGCCCCGAAGCAAGCCCCCCAUCCCAUCCCCUAGGGGACGAAAAGCCAGUCCCCCCACCUUGGCCCCUACCACUGCCAGCCCUGCUGCCACUGCUGGAGGCAACAACCCCUGUCUCACACAGCUGCUCACAGCAGCCAAACCUGAGCAAGCCCUGGACCCACAGCUUAUGUCCAGCCCCCUCCUGCGGCCCCCAGGGUCUCCGCAGGAGACGGUCCCCGAAUUCCCUUGCACCUUCUUUCCCCCACCACUGGCCCCUACACCGCCCCGGCCACCUCCAGGCCCAGCCACAUUGGCCCCUCCCAGGCCUCUGAUUGUCCCCAAAGUGGAGCGGCUCUCGCCUCCAGCACCCAGUGGCAGUGAACGGCGGCUGUCAGGGGAGCUCAACUCUGUACCAGGCCCAGGGGCUCUGAGUGUCUGCGUCUCUCCCCCUCAACCCAUCCUAAGUCGGGGCCGUGCAGACAACAACAAGACUGAGAAUCGGCGCAUCACACACAUCUCCGCGGAGCAGAAGCGGCGCUUCAAUAUCAAGCUGGGGUUUGAUACCCUUCACGGGCUUGUGAGCACACUCAGCGCCCAGCCCAGCCUCAAGGUGAGCAAAGCCACCACGCUGCAGAAGACAGCCGAGUACAUUGUCAUGCUGCAGCAGGAGCGGGCGGCCAUGCAGGAGGAGGCCCAGCAGCUGCGGGAUGAGAUCGAGGAGCUUAAUGCGGCCAUUAACCUGUGCCAGCAGCAGCUGCCUGCUACAGGGGUGCCCAUCACACACCAGCGUUUUGACCAGAUGCGAGACAUGUUUGAUGACUAUGUCCGGACCCGUACACUGCACAACUGGAAAUUCUGGGUAUUCAGCAUCCUCAUCCGGCCUUUGUUCGAGUCCUUCAAUGGGAUGGUGUCCACGGCAAGCUUGCACAGCCUCCGUCAGACCUCGCUGGCCUGGCUGGACCAGUACUGCUCCCUGCCUGCUCUCCGGCCAACUGUCCUGAACUCCCUACGCCAGCUGAGCACAUCUACCACUAUCCUGACUGACCCAGGCCGCGUACCUGAGCAAGCCACACGGGCAGUCACAGAAGGCGCCCUUGGCAAACAUUUAUAGUCCCAGCCAGACCCUGCUGCUCACCCAGCUGUCCCAGUGCUGCCUUCCCUGGGCAUGGGAUCCAGGGACAGCUUCCGGGCACUCCCUU